Messenger RNA from Penicillium daleae, 408 nucleotides. RefSeq lists its product as uncharacterized. The record is from RefSeq and is a predicted model, not a curated record. The transcript has a single exon. Bases 1 to 408 code for a protein of 135 amino acids. Lineage: Eukaryota; Fungi; Ascomycota; Eurotiomycetes; Eurotiales; Aspergillaceae.
AUGCGACUCUUCCUAUCUGCGGGGUCCGUUCGUCGUGUGCGCAUCAUGCUACUUCGGGCAACCCACCUGCCCUUCGUGAUGAUGAUUUUAGCUUAUGAAUCUACUCGACGACACCUCCAUCGGCCGACCACCCGCCUACCCCCGGUCUCUACGGCACGACAUCAUGGUACUUUUGGCGGCGAACCUAGUGUCUCCAGAUGCCAAGACCCACUGCACUCCUCUAUCACUGAAACCCGUCGAAUGGAUCCUAACCUUCGACAAAUCAGCGUUGACCUGCAUGAUUCACGCGAACCUAGCCUGGUGCGGGCCGAAAAGGCACAGCUUGCGGAGAUUCUGAGCGCUGUGGAUCAACUUCGAGAGCAGGUGGAGCGCGUAAAGACUGGACUUUCCGCGCGGGAACGGAGUUGA